Paramuricea clavata is the source of this 3046-nucleotide messenger RNA. NCBI's taxonomy places the organism in Eukaryota, Metazoa, Cnidaria, Anthozoa, Malacalcyonacea, Plexauridae. The record is from the annotation of a GenBank genome assembly.
GGCGUGAAAAGUAAUUUCUAUAAUUCAUUCUAAUUUAUGACAUUUUAAAAUAUCACGAACUCUCCCGAGUCUUUCAAACAACAAACAAGAACGCGAAAAAAUAUCCAAUAUGGCUGCCUCGAGAGACGGUGUGACACGUGCAGCCGGCUGGCCAAGAAGAAGCACUAGCGGCACUAGCUAUCCCGUACAAGUAACAAAUAAUUAUUCUGUAGAAAGAACAGUUAGAUUGUAAGUAAAAUUUGAGCGGAAAUUUUGCUGUUGAAGUGGUUUUUCGUUAGAUCAAAAGUUGCCAAAUUUUGCCAAGGAGUGAAGCUGUGAAGGCCCUUGCACAUUGUUCAGAUGCGACUGCUUUAUUUUUUACUUCUGAAUUUUAGGUAUCCGUUAACAAAUUAUACUUUUGGAACAAAAGAAGCACUAUAUGAGAAAGAUAGGUAGUGCAUUUUAGAAACUUUUGCAUUAUAAAAUUAUCCAUUUUAUGUAAAACAUAUUUUGACAAAUACAUUCGGUGCAUCGGUUGCAUAAAUUAAUUUCUCCUUUUUUCUAGUUCUGUUUUUACCAGAUUUCAACGAAUGAGGUAUUGUAUUACACUUGUCUGAUUUAUAAGAAAUUUAUUUCAGAUUAAUAAAAAAUAGGUAGAUACAAGUACAUAAUAUGCUUGUCAUGUUACUCUGAGUGUAUAUCCACACCGGCAGGCUUGAAAAAUAUGCCUGGCCACAGUGGGAAUCGAACCUACGACCUUUGGAAUACUAGCGUAACUACACUCAGAGUAACAUCACAAGCAUUUUAUUCGCCUGAGUACACUACACCAACACAGCAAAGUACAUAAUAUAUUUAAUCAAUUCCUGCAUCAUAGUCAUGCACACCCUGACUGGAAAGUUUAGAAAUUGCGUGCCGGAGAUUUUGAAAAUUUAAUAGUAAAUAUAUAUAAAGUAUCCAAAUUGUGUGCCGGAGAUAUCCACCAUGCGAUACAAACUGUCCACACUGGAUGCACACUAACAUAGCUUUUGACCUUCUGUUCAUUUAGGGCUGAAUAUGAUAAAUUUGGAAUGAGAAAGACAGUUGAAGGGGUUUUAAUUGUUCAUGAACAUGGCUUACCACAUAUUUUACUUUUACAACUUGGAACUACAUUUUUUAAACUGUAAGUAAUUCCAGCUGAGAUCAAGGCCUAGUAAAAUGUAUUCUAGUACUAUUGCCAGCCUAAACCUGAUAAAGCUUGCCAGUAAAUGUCAUAGGAUAAAGUCAUUCUAAUAGUAAUUGCAACUAAAAUGUGAAAACAUCUUUGAUAGACCUGGUGGCGAACUGAUGCCUGGUGAAGAUGAAAACGAAGGACUAAAACGAGCAAUGACGGAGGUGGAUUGAUUUGCCAUUUUUUUCCAAAGCUAACAUGUUUUCACAAGUCAUUGUUAACAAGUGGCUGUGUCAGGCUAGUUAAAAACACAUUUAUAUACAUGCAUCUGCCUUACAAAUUCCCUGCUUCUCAGAUUUUAGGUCGCCCAGAAAGUGAUUUGGAAAUGGAAUGGGUCAUUGAAGACAGUCUAGGAAGCUGGUGGAGGCCAAAUUUUGAAGCUCCACAGGUAUGGUUAGGUAUAUUAUUAUUCUACACAUUACUGGCUUAGUGCAAUACCAUUGUAUCAGGAAUGCAAUGAAGGAAAGAGUCAACAUAAAAAAAUAUUGAUAUGUGCAAAUGUCAAAUACUGAAAACAAUUCUCUCACCUUGCUGUUUUCUAGUAUCCGUACAUUCCAGCACAUAUUUCAAAACCCAAGGAACAAAAGAAAUUAUUUUUAAUGCAACUUGGUGAAAAAGGUAACAUGAAACAUCUCAAAUAUAAACUGAGGAUAUGUAUGGCCACAAUUUUACGAGGGCAAAUGAUUGAAUACAGGCUGUACAAUUACGGAAAUUACUAGUAACUAAUUAACUAUACCUUUCGUCAUUACACUACUAUAGCAAACUUUGCCGUGCCAAGAAACUAUAAGUUGGUUGCCGCUCCACUGUUUGAAUUAUUUGAUAACUCCCCAGGAUAUGGACCAAUCAUAGCAAGUCUUCCUCAGCUGCUUAGCAGGUAAUUGCCGAGUCAAUCUAUUUCCAAGUAUAUCAAGAAACAUUCCUACCUUGUAAUUGUAAAAGUACUGUGAUCAGCAAUCAAAUACAUUCAAAGCUACCAGACGUGUAUUCAUUUGAUCUUUUUCAUUUAAGGUUUUCCUUCCUGUACAUGUAACCGACGCAAGACUUGCUUGCUGCUCCAAGCUGUACAAGACCACACAAGACACAACAUUUUAAAAAACCUAUUGAGCAACCACCUAAAUAUACUAUAUGUUUCCAAUCUAUUCUUUGUGAAUUUAUUUAUUUUUUACUCUUAGACUAAUGCUUUGUAUGAAAGGAUAUGAAUUGUAGUGUAUGUAUUAGAUCUUGAUGUCACCUUAUCAAACAUGUGAUGAAUGUUCCUGUACAAAUUUGUGGCACAAUUACAUGUACAUACAUACUAAAUAAUGCAAUGAAGCUUUACACCAAUUCUUUAUGUUCAGACCAUACUAAAAACCCUUGUUUCGGCUGUACCCCGUAGGCAGUAGCCUAAUUUUCAAAGACCAAACAGUAUGUGUUUCACUACUUUUGCAUGGUGACAUCCAAACUUUUUAUGCCGCCAUAUAACAACCAUCGCCAUAAUAUGUAACAAAUUUGGUUACCACAAUGACAGCAAGCCAUGUUCUUUGUAUUUUUUAAAGAUCCACAAUAGUGGACUAAAAAUUUAUUUUAUUUUAACAAAUAAUAAAAAUUAUAUGAUCUAUUGUCAAACAUGUGCUGAUACUCACACGAGAUAAACAACACUCUGAACAAAUCAUAUCGGAAGCAUCCACCAACAAAUUAUAUCGGAUAUUAUCAUUACCAAGGUAAGUCACACAGAUAUAAAUACCAUUGCGAAAGUCUUGCUUGUGCUGUAUUAUCUUGAUGUGGCCCAAUACGCUAGUUUUCUACUCUUCAAAACACUCCAUUUAUGUCGCUUGUAGUACCACGAGGCAAGCACCAGUAUGGAGAAGAUUGACAAUGCCU